This is a messenger RNA of Rodentolepis nana, 1242 nucleotides long. The record is from the annotation of a GenBank genome assembly. NCBI's taxonomy places the organism in Eukaryota, Metazoa, Platyhelminthes, Cestoda, Cyclophyllidea, Hymenolepididae.
AUGUCAACGAAGACUGUUGAGAAGGUUAUUCAAAUGAGGCAAGGGCCGCCAUGGGGAUUUCGUCUUUCAGACACAUUCAAUGGAAAUUUAGUCGUCUCCCAAGUUCGACGACAAAGUCCAGCGGAUGUAGCCGGUCUGCGUGAAAAUGAUAUUGUUCUUGCCCUCAAUAACUAUCCAACCAGAGGACUAAACCGCUCCUAUGCCAUCGAGAUCAUCAACAGUUCCAAGUAUGAGCUGGAUCUAGUUGUUCAAAGACAAGAACGGCGAAAGCCACAAAUGAUGACCUUCUUCUUGGAUACGAGUGCUGCUAGGGGUCAACUGGUACGUCAAGAGACGGCAUCUCGUGACCUUGACAUCUCCUGGCGGAAGGAGCCAUCACCACCACCGCCACCUCCAGAACCACCUAGAAUUCAACCUAUAGACCCUAAUAUCACCCCCGUCUCUCUGGAUCGCUUAUUGAAGGAAUAUGAUGCACCGAAGACCACUCCACCCGCUAAAAAGCGAACUUUUGCCAACUCAGCCUUCUACGGUGGGACCAAUGUUUAUUAUCCAAGCGUGGAAGAGCAAAUUGAAAUGGCGCGCAGAGUUGCCAAGAGCAUCGAGGCUCCAGUUAAUCAGGGCUCACGUGGAGCACGUAUGUUUGAGUCUCAACAGCAGAGAGUGGAGAAAUAUGUCAAAGAGGGACCGGAGCCUAUUCCUGAUCCUAUAGAAAAUGCUACAGCUCAACAACUGGAAUAUAUGAUUCCUCCGGUGCCUCCACCACCGGCACCACCCCCACCUCCGAGCUAUCCAACCUUGACCUCAUCCGCCCCUCCUCCACCUCCAGCCCCACCUCCUCCCCCAGGCCAACCGAGGUCAAUUCAAGAGUUCAUUGAAAAGAUGCAGCUCUUUCCAAAGAAUACUCAUACGGAGAUUUCACCACAGGUAUGCUUUGACAUCGCCUCUGCUCUGCAUACUUCUGGUAGUCGCGGUGGUGCAAUGUUUGCGAAGAGACGGGCGAAGGCUCAGAAUUGGGAAGUAGAAACUCAAGGUACCAAUUCCAUGGUAUUGGAGCCCAAAGUGGCGGAGAGACCUAAAUUGGUUUCAAAACUUGAACAGCAGCAUCAACAACAACAACAGGCCUAUAGAAUUCAGCAAGCACAACAGGCGACUCUACCACAAAGUGUCUUGCAGCUGAAUCAAAUGAAUCCUAGGCCUGAACCAGCUAAUAUGGGUAUGUUGGUGGGCAUUAAUCAUUGGUAA